Paramisgurnus dabryanus is the source of this 2167-nucleotide messenger RNA. RefSeq names its product otopetrin 2 (gene otop2). Gene Ontology annotation, molecular function: proton channel activity. The record is from RefSeq and is a predicted model, not a curated record. Lineage: Eukaryota; Metazoa; Chordata; Actinopteri; Cypriniformes; Cobitidae. Gene Ontology annotation, biological process: proton transmembrane transport. Gene Ontology annotation, cellular component: membrane.
GACACCUGCCACGACACGGAAGGAAGAUUUUGUGUCAUUGAGUGAAUCCAGUAUAUACCGUAGACAUGAGGUGGCACGCUCCACAGAAGGCCAGCGCCUCCUAUUCAUGCUCUGGGAACUCAGGCAACAUGUCUGGGAAAGAGGACUUGGAAAUCAAUGAGUGCCAGUUAUCCACCAUCCAAGUGGCAACGCAUGGAGAGACCACACUAAACGGGGACAGCCAGGCAUGUGCCCGUGGUGGGGCCGUAAAGGUGGAGAAAAGGCGAAACUGGGGUUGGCUUUUGUCUGGAUUCAUCUGUUUAAAUGUACUGCUCCUGGGAAUUGUUUUUGUCAGCGGUAGCGUCUUUAACGGUGCGCAGAUUUCAACUUCGCACCUACAGAUUUUCCUCAUCUUAAUCGUUCUUCUCACUACCAUAUGGAUGGUUUACUACAAAGCCCAUACAGCGAGGGUGUAUCGUGCAGUACUGUACAAAGACAGCCACGCCGGACCCGUCUGGCUAAGAGCUGGCCUGGUUCUGUUUGGCAUCUGCAGUGUUAUCAUGGACAUUUUUAAGAUCGUUUACUAUGUGGGUUAUGCACAGUGCGAGUCGCCGGUGAAGAUCGCGUUUCCUGUUGUGCAAGCCGUGUUUGUUAUUGUGCAGACUUAUUUUCUCUGGGUCCACGCCAAAGACUGCGUACAGCUACAGCAAAGCAUCACACGUUGUGGUCUGAUGUUGACGUUGUCGACGAACCUUGUGGUUUGGAUGACAGCCGUGACAGAGGAGUCACUUCAUCAAACCAUUAUUCCAAGCAACGGUUCAUCUAACACCCCUCACAGCUUCAACUUGACAGAGAAAGCAGCAGACAUGAGUGACUGCGAAUGCAGCCACAACGUAUGUGACGUCUUCGAAAAGGCCUACUAUUACCUGUACCCCUUCAACAUCGAGUACAGCCUCUUUGCCUCGGCGAUGACCUACGUCAUGUUGAAGAACAUCGGCCGCCAGAUGGACGAACACCACAACCAUCAUCUCAAAUUCAGCAUAUGGGACGUUCUGGUCGGUCCGGUGGCCGGACUCAUCAUUCUGGUGGUGGGUCUGGCUACGUUUGUGGUCUACGAAGUGGACGUGUCUAAGGGAGACCCAAUCAAGAAGAUGGAAGCCCUGACCAUCUAUUACAGCAACAACAUAGUCACCGUCCUACUGAUGUCCAUAGCGACUCUGUCCGGUUGUAUUAUCUUCCAGCUGGAUAAGAGGGAGCAUGUGUCUGAGAAGAACCCUACGCGGAGUCUAGACGUGGGACUGUUGGUGGGAGCGUCGCUGGGCCAGUUCCUCAUCAACUACUUCACUAUAGUGGCUGUGCUGGCGUCAGGGGUCAAAGGACGCGUGAACAAGCUCAGUCUGGUCUCGUCUCUUAUGACCGUGAUCCAGCUGUGUCUACAGAACGCCUUCCUCAUCAAAGGCCUCCACCGAAAGCCGUUCAAAGAGACGCACACGGCCACCGUCUUCGCUAACGUCAGGGUCGUUCAGAGAGACCCGGAAAGACGGGCCAGCUCUAUCGUUCCAGCACACACGCUACCCAUCCCCUUGACACUGUUUCAGAGCCGUCUCUCCUGGAAGAGGAGGAUCCUAAAGGAGAUCUGCGCCUUCUUGUUACUCUGCAAUGUCAUUCUGUGGAUUAUACCGGCGUUCGGAGCCCGGCCUCAGUUCGACAACACUGUCGGAUCAGACAUCUAUCAGUUUCAAACGUGGGUAACUGUGGUGAAUAUCGGGAUGCCGUUUGGGAUCUUCUACCGCAUGCACUCGGUGGCCAGUUUGUUUGAGGUCUGCUUUGCCUCAUAAAUACACUGAUCACACAAGAACUCUUACUGUCAGAUGAUGCACAUCACUUUGUAAUAUUAUAUAUACUAUAUAUAUAUACAUUUAUUUUUAUAGGGUAUUUUUGUUUAGCUAAAAGUUUUAUUUUUUAUCGACAAUACUGUCGUGUAUAUGUUUGUUCGAGAAUUUGUGGAUGUCUUGUGGGGAUCAUGUUGAAUGAACUGAAAUCUUAUGAAAUAUGUGUAAGAUGUCACAUAUCUAUUAAAAUUUGGCUUAACGCUGUUACAAUACUCUGAGAGUAAAGCUGAGAGCUGUACCCUUUAUAGAUUCAAUGGAUCACUGGAUUUUACUCCGAAUAAAAUGAAGGAAUAUGG